AUGGAUAUAAAGACCCUGCUGGACAAUCUUCAUGAUGAAGUAUCCUGUUCUGUGUGCAUGUGUACAUUCACUGAUCCAAAGCAGUUGCCUUGUUUGCACAGUUUCUGUCUUCACUGCCUGAACGGAAUUCAACGAACGAGCGGCGUCCAUGGCAAAAUUACAUGCCCCGAGUGCAGAAGACAGUUUCAAAUCCCUGGAAGUGGAAAUCCCAGCGAACUUCCCACCAAUUUUCGUAUCAACAGUUUGCUAGAUGUCUUGGCAAUAAAAGAAUGCAAUACAGCUAACGUGAAAUGUGGAAACUGCGACAAGCGGAGCGCCCAGACCUUAUAUUGCUUCCAGUGUUGUUCUUUCUGGUGCGAGGAAUGUAUGUUAGGACAUAACAUAAUACGCACCAAUAAAGAACACAGAACGCUGGCACUGAAGGAUUUUCAAGAUCAAGACAUCGAGGCCGUGUUAAAGAGACCGGCAUUUUGUCAGAAGAAACGACAUGAAAACAAAGAGUUGGAGUUCUUUUGCAAGGACUGUAAAGUCGCUAUUUGCAACACUUGUGUUGUUACACUUCAUGAAGGUCAUGGUAAGAUGCUUUUGGAAGAGGCUACAGACGCGCGCAAGACUCAGAUCAACUCCAUGACUCAAUCUUUAAUAGAAAAAGCACAAGAAAAACGCAAAGAACUCAAGCAAUUGAACCAAAAGAGCGCGGACAUUAAACUACAAGUUUCCGACUUUAAAAGCCAAGUGCAGACGAAUGUGGAUCAAGUUAUUGCAAUCAUCGAAGCGAGGAAACAGGAUGUUUUUGAUGCAGUCGAUAAUCAAGCGAAAAAAUCACUGGAAUCUCUCUCAGAGAAAAAAGGACAAGUUGAAAAUCAAGUGAUAUUAAUUGAAUCAGCAAUUGAACAAACUGACACUCUGUUGAAACGAAGCUUUAGUACUGAAAUCCUUGGAUUCAGUGAAACAUUUGAUGCAAUACUAAAGGAACAGGGCACCCAAGGAAACCGUGACACUGAAUGUAUCCCUCGGUUUAGUUUUACUAAAAGUGACAAACUGAUGAACGUGUUGAACAAUGAAGGGAUAGGUAAUGUAAAAAUUGUUUUAAGCGAAACUAAAGCGCAACAAUCAGGAGCUAAAGGUAAAGAAAGUAGUAAAGUAAUUGCUGGGAAUAAAGGGGCAAAUGUUCGUGACAGUCCUCUUGAGACUCAGGUACAAACCAGGUGCUUCAGAUCUGUGCUGUCAUUUGGACAAAAAGGUAAGUCUGUUGGAAUGCUUAACAUUCCCUGGGGGAUGGCAGUGAAUGAUCAGGAUGAAAUUGCUGUGACUGAUUGCGGUAACCACAGGGUUUCAGUGUUUAGUAGUGACGGUACCCACUUAAGAUCGUUUGGUAGGAAGGGUAACAAUAAUGGUGAGUUCCAGCACCCUUCAGGGAUCGCUUUUGAUAGUCAUGGCAAUAUUGUAGUGGCAGACUGUUAUAACCACAGGGUGCAAGUCUUUGAUAGGAAUGGUAACUUUCUUAGUAAGUUUGGUGAAAAAGGAAGACGUGAUAAUCAGUUUAUUUACCCCAUAGGUUUAUCAAUAAACGAUAACGGUGAUAUUAUUGUUGCUGAUGAGGGUAACAAAUUAAUCAAGAUAUUCUCCUCUAGUCACAACUAUUUACGUAAGUUUGGUGGAGCAGGUUCAUUGGUCAGUCCCUUUCACUGUAUCCAACACGGUCAAUAUUUUAUAGUCUCUGAUUACGGUGAUCAUUCCAUUAAGAUGUUUGAUCUUGAGGGAAAAUUUAUUUCUAAAUUUGGAAAACAGGGGAACAAAGAUGGAGAGUUCAAUGGGCCCUGUUUCUCGUCAGUUAACAAAGAAGGAUUGCUAGUGGUCUGUGAUGAACAAAAUCACAGAGUUCAAGUAUUUGAACUGAGUGGAAAGUUCGUUACAAAAUUUGGAAGUAAAGGUAGCGGGAGAGGAGAGUUGAAGAAUCCAUUUUCUACAGCAAUUCUUAGUGAUGGAAGAAUAGUUGUGUGUGAAUUUAAUAACGAUCGAAUCCAGGUAUUUGAGCAUACAUGAAAUAAUCUAUAACUUGCGAAUACAACCGUCUUUCCUCGCCCCUCGUCGUUAGGGACCUUUAGCGGAAAACGUCUCUGCCGCAAAACUUCCUAAUAGCGGCGAUGAGCGAGGAGAGUCAGCUGUAUUCGCAGCGGGCUACAAAUAAUCUUACCUUUGAGAUUCAGUUCACUAUUAUAUAUUCCGAUCAUUAAUCAGCACCGUUCAUGUUUCGGGAGGAAAUCCAUUUCGUGCGAUUAUUUUGUUUAGACAUUUUGAUAUGUCGAAAUUGGUGUAUGUUCUACUUGUAAAUAUAUUUUGCCCCAUAAAUGAUAUGGAUAUCCAGUGUCGCUUUAAAGUUGAGUUUUCGCCGGCGCGACCCUCCUUACAUUGCCUCUAUUUCAUUUACGCCGUAAAUGCAAUACCUGGAAAAAAAUAAACUGCAAUAGAUUGACUAGAUCCACAGAUUAUUAUUAUGAAAAGAAAAACUCUGUUACAUUUUAAGCUCACAGUAUUACUAAUUUGGAAUUAUUUAUCUUCAAACUCUGUUCAAUAUUUAGAUACAUUCACUGGACGAAAAAACGGAUUUACCUCUAUAGCAAAUUUGGAGCAAAUCAUCUGCAAAUGCCACAUUUGCUUAAUUUUGCUCAAUUUUGCCACAUGACAUAGGACCAACUUUGCCAUAAUUUUGCAUCAGUGGCAAAGGUGGUAAAUGCCGAAUUUGCCUCAAAUUUGCCCCGUGUGUAAAAACAAGGAUAACCUUUACUUUAUCAAGGCAUUUACAGGGGUGUCAAACUUGAUAGCAAAACUGACAUUUGUCAGGUUUUUGCCCAAAUGGGCAAAAGCGAUCGAAGAUGAAUUUUUGAAUGCUUUUUGCUCUCUAUAGCAAAUUCGGUCAAAGUAGUAAUUUGCCACAUUUUUGCUCAAUGUAGCAAAAGUGACCAAAACUCAUUUUUCAACAGUUUUGCCCAGGAUAGUAAAUCUGAGCAAAAAUUCACUUUUAUUUGUGUAUCGCCCAGUGUAGUAAAUGAGGUCAAAUUAUCACUUCUUCCGUAUCUUUGCUCAGUGUGGUAAAUAUGAUCAAAAUAGGCGUUUGCCACUGUUUUGCUCAGGGUAGCAAAUUUGGCCAAAUACCACUUUUUCUCAAGUUUGCUCAGGAUGGCAGAUAUGAUCAAAACAGUAGUUUCCCAUACUUUUCCCCAUUGUAGCAAAGUUCAUCAAAUAUCAGUUCUUCUGUAUCUUUGCUCAGGAUGGCAAAUAUUGCCAUGAUAGCAGUUUUCCAUACUUAAAGUAAGGUAAACAAAGUUGAUUAAAAUAUCACUUUUUUACACUUUCACUCAAGAUAGCAAAUUUGAUCAAAACAUCAUUAUCCAGAUGUUUCUUAUUUUUAUUUGGUACCAUAAAUGACUCACAAACAAUUAAGACACCAAACAAAAUUUCAAGAAUAAAAUGACUUUAUUAUCUUUAAUAUACACUGUACAAUAAAAAGCAAGAUAAAUUAAAAGAAAGUUCCAUUGGCCUCUGCAGGGCACUGCAUGUACCACAAAAUAUAUGCCUUUAAAUAAAAAGCACAUACAAUGUGAAACUGUCUAAAUUCAUAAGUGUAUAAGAAUGUACAUUGGGUUUGAAAGUGCAAGUCAACACUAGCUGGUUCAUAAUUAUCUAAGGUUGGUACAGGUAAAACGUAACUCCAUUUGAGUGGUAUACUUCAAAUAUACUCUUUCUAGAUUCAAUUGAUACUAUUGGCAAAUGGUUGUACGAUGACAACAAGUACACAUCACUCCCAAUGUAGAUGUGACAUCCUUAUUAACGGACAGAACAUCAACCACAGGAAAUAAAAUUAGCCUCAAAUUAUUAUGAUAAGCGAUAUUCCUCUAAUUAUUAUUUAUAAGAACUUGUUUUCAUCUGAUAAAUAUUAUCCACUACCCAAAAUAGGCAGUGAAUAAUAUCAUAUAGUGUACCUAGUGCUAUUCACUUACCUCAAGGGGAGAUACAUCUGUAUGAUUCAUUUUAACCAAAUCAGUUAUAUAAAAAUAUUUCUUGUAAAUAAAAUGAGUUACUAUCACAAAGCUCUGCAUUUCUAUGAUUUGGGUACGACUUUGAUAUAUUUUUACCCAGCAGUAAACACUUAUAAGGUUAAUUUUGUCACCUUUUUAGCAUGUACAUGUAUUUUAUUUUACAGGUGCUUUAUUUACUGCUAAACCUCUAAAACUAGCAUGAAAUGACACCCCAAUAUUACUCUCAUCCUAUAGGUAGCCAAAAGCUUUUCAAGUUAUGAAAGCAAAUCUGCUAUCCACUGAUUUGGUUAAAUACUUGUAUUAUUAUUAUUAUUAUUAGUAAUGGUAACAGGACUGAGUGGAGUCAAUUCGGUCUGUAAUCAUACGGUGAUUAACAAAAUCGGACGACCGCGUGGCGGAGUCCGAUUUGAUUAAUCACGAGUAUGAUUACAGACCGAAUUGACGACACGGUUCUGUUACCAAUUAAUCAUAACUUUAACAAAAUUUGUGAUAUAUAGGGCUCUUUUUAAAUCAAAACACAAGAAAUUCCAAGAUUUUUUCGCUAGCAAUGAAAAAAAAAAAGCCAUUUAAGUGCGCGCGUGAUGGCGCGUACUGUCCAAUUACUUAGGCAUGACGCGUACUGUCCAAUAAAACUGUCCAAUUAAGGCUGAAAUCAGGGCAGUUGAGAACCAAUCAGAUUUGAGAAUUUUGUUAUAGUUAUGAUUAUUAUUAUUAUUAUUAUUAUUAUUAUUAUUAUAUCACUGUAAAUAAUAUGAUUUGGUGAGAUUCUUGUAUUAUUAUAUGACCAUAAAUAAUUUAUUACAUUUGUUUUUUUUAACUAAAAUCAAAUUAUUUGCUAAAAAUUUGAGCAAUUUUUUUCUGAUUCACAUGAUCAGCUGUUUUGCUUGCAGUAUUGGACUGAUUAAAUAUCCAAAUUAUCCAAACACAAUCUAUACACUAUGAAAGCUCUGUAGAACUUCUUUAAUUCAUCAUCAUUAUUAUUGUUAUUGGCAUGCAGGUGAUUAAAAUUUAAGCCAUGCUUAUCAAAAAACUGUUAUCACACACGGUAUUUUUUUUUUUGCAUAAAACAUAAAUGCACUCUUUUUUCAUAAAAUAUGCCAAGAACAAAAUAGGAUCAUGGCAUUUGGAGUCCAGUAAUUACUCUACUAUGGGGUGUAUUGGCUAGAUUUAGUCCUCGGAGUGGCACUUUUUAAGGCAGUGCUUAGGGUAGCCCUAGGAAUCUGUCACCACUGUGGAAAGUGGAUGCAGAUGUAUCUCCAAUUACAUAUGUUGGGUGAAUGGACACGAUGACUGAAAAUACAGCUGCAUUUACAGGCUACUAGAUGGAAGGUUUUUAAAAUUCAGUUAAGUUGCCAAGUUACAGAGUGAUUCGGUGCAAACUAACAAGGACAGCUCUGCAAAGAUGGCAAAUUUUGCAGACAUUUGUCUGGUAAGGGAAAGUUUGUGGCUCCACCAUACCAUACAAAGGUCAUUGAGAUUAUGUGACUUUGUGUCAACACUUUAUUUCAAAUCGGACUAAUCACAAACAGCGUAAGAACCUAGCCAAUCACAAAACGCUGACAUACAUGCAUGUCUUUGUGACCCAGUGGGAUUCAAACAUGAUAUUGUGCACUAAUUCUCAGACGGCAUGCUCUAUACAGAAGGUUUAGAGUGUCUGCAACACAGGCAAGAUCUUCAUUGGAUUGUGACAAAUCACUUUGAGAUUUGGUAAUUUACCUAGUUUUAACGUGGCUCCUUCCCAUGGGUGUCAAAGGAUAUUCACUUACUACAUUGUAGGUCUUCAUCAAAACUCAAAAAUUGUGCAAUUGUCUACUGAGUAAAUAUGGUUCUAGGAACUUAACUGAAAAGGAACUGAAUCAUGAUGCAUGUCAACUUCAACUUGAGUGUUAUUAUUAUUUUGCACAUUUUUAUCUAAAAUGUCUUCUUCUUUUCUGAAUGUUCUUCAAAAAUUAUCUGUGUUAUGCUUAUGAUCAAGUUCCUUUUUCUAUUGUAAGUGGUGGGUGCCAGAGCAAACUCAGGAGCAUCGCCUGGUGCUCCUUGAUUAGAUGCUGGUCUCACUGUGUGCUCUAUUACCAUUAUUUUCACUUCAUUGACUUUGACACCAUGCAACUUUGCGGUCCAACUGGGCCAUUAAACCAUUAACCUCAAUGCUCUGCCAGGAAAGUGGCCUUACACAGAGAUUUUCCCUGUUUGGGAGGUCCUCAUCUGAACCUGAAGAAUUACCUUCAUGCCACUCUGAUAUAGCUGUUUCAGACAAAGACUCCUCUGAUGACAUAUAUGCAACGGACAUACAUGCAAGGUACUUGUCCUUGUCUGACUAACUGAUGCUAGUUGACUCCCUCAGAGCAUAUUGGCCUUUUAAUUUUUUUUUCUGAAAGAAAAAUGACGAACCAUGAUUUAGCAGCCAACAAGUAACCCACAGUUGGUAAACAAGCAUAUACUGCUCAUACUCAGUGUAAAUGAUUGGGUUGCAGAACAAUGACACGAUGCUAAAAGCUGAAAACACUCUCUUAAUCAAAGGAACAGUUUGAGGAUAUUUGUGAGAAAAAUUUCUCCCUGCAUUUUAUUCCUACUAACUUUUUCAUUAAAUAUAUAAUAUGUUUUUGGAACAGGUGUUAAAGUAGAGAGCAGAAAUGCCUCUUUCUGUUGAAUCUGCAUUUGUUUCAUUAAGACUCUUUUAAGUGUAAAUAAAGACUGAAAUAAAUUAAUUCCCCUGUCAUUCAAGAGCAGAACUGAUAGUGUCCCACAGGUCACCAGGCUCUAACAGAGCACAACCAUGACUCAACUGUACACAUAAACCGUAAAACCGGUCAGAACCUGAGAAACGUAACAUUAAGGCAACCCACAUGUUGCUUAGAACAAUAAUUGAUUAAUUGUGGUUAUUUGGCAUGAUAAAGCCAAAGCAUUUACUAGCAAAAUGAACUAACAAAGAUCCCUCAACAUCAUUGAGCUGUACAAAAGGUAUAAAUAAUGAGGUAUUGUCGUUUAAAAUGUGGAACAGUAAUACAGUGGUCACUUGAAUGACACUUAUGCUUCAGGAUCUGGCAAGUGCCAUCAUUCGCAAAAUGAGCCAAAAUUAAGAUCUCACAAUAUCACUGACCCAUAUUUAUAAAGCGUAAGAGUUUUGGAUGGUACAAUUUAUGAAAGAAGAAUCACUUGUCAUUUAAAUGUGGAACAAUAAUGUGGUGGUCACUCAGAAUGACACAUAGGCUUCAAGAUCUGGCAUAUGCCGUCACCGCAAAAUGAGCCAAAAUUAAGAUCUCACAAUAUCACUGAACCAUAUGUAUAAGCCAUGAGAGUUUUGGAUGGUACAAUUUAUGAAAGAAGAAUCACUUGUCAUUUAAAUGUGGAACAAUAAGACGGUGGUCACUCAGAAUGACAUAUAGGCUUCACUCGCAAAAUGAAAAAAAUGCCGUCAUUCGCAAAAUGAACCAAAAUUAAGAUCUCACAAUAUCACUGAACCAUAUGUAUAAACCAUAAGAGUUUUGGAUGGUACAAUUUAUGAAAGAAGAAUCACUUGUCAUUUAAAUGUGGAACAAUAAUACGGUGGUCACUCAGAAUGCCACAUUGGCUUCAAGAUCUGGCAUAUGCCGUCACUUGCAAAAUGAGCCAAAAUUAAGAUCUCACAAUAUCACUGACCCAUAUGUAUAAAGCAUAAGAGUUUUGGAUGGUCCAAUUUAUGAAAGAAGAAUCACUUGUCAUUUAAAUGUGGAACAAUAACAUGGUGGUCACUCAGAAGGACACAUAGACUUCAAGAUCUGGCAUACGCCGUCACUCGCAAAAUGAACCAAAAUUAAGAUCUCACAAUAUCACUGAACCAUAUGUAUAAACCAUAAGAGUUUUGGAAGGUACAAUUUGUGAAAGAAAAAUCACUUGUAAUUUAAAUGUGGAACAAUAAUAUGGUGCUCACUCAGAAUGAUACAUGAGCUUCAAGAUCUGGCAUAUGCCGUCACUCUCAAAAUGAACAAAAUUAAGAUCUCACAAUAUCACUAAACUAUAUGUAUAAACCAUAAGAGUUUUGGAUGGUACAAUUUAUGAAAGAAGAAUCAAUUGUCAUUUAAAUGUGGAACAAUAAUAAGGUGGUCACCAGAGGGACACAUAGGCUUCAAGAUCUGGCAAGUGCGGUCACUCACAAAAUGAAAAAAAAAUUAAGAUCUCACAAUAUCACUGAACCAUAUGUAUAAACCAUAAGAGUUUUGGAUGGUACAAUUUAUGAAAUAAGAAUCAUUUGUCAUUUAAAUGUGGAACAAUAAUACAAUGGUCACUCAGAAUGACACAUAUGCUUCAAGAUCUGGCAAACUUGUGCCAUCACUUGCAAAAUGAACCAAAUUAAGAUUUCACAACAUCACUGAACCAUAAUUAUGUAUAGAUGUAAAACAAGAGUUUUUGACUGUAAAAAUUUCAAAAGGGAAAUCAUUUGUCAUUUGAAAUGUAGUAGAAUAUUAAAUAAUAAAUUAUAGUGACCACUGCUUUGUCAAGUGCUGUCACCUGAAAAGUACAGUAACCCCAAAGAUCUAACAUAUUAACUCAGCUGUGCAACAAGCCAAAUUUCUGAAUUAUGGGCAUGCUAAGGUCACAUCACCGACUUAUAUUGGUGUAAAAGAAAUGUUUGCCUGCACAGCUCAAGAUCCGGCUACUUAAGAUUAUUCUAUUAAUGAAGACGAUGCGCAACAAAGAGUACAGUUAUUUCUGCAGUAAACAAAAAGGAAUCAAUCAAUGGCAUAUCUGUGCAUGCAUCUUAAAUUCUAAGAUUUAUCUUUGAGGCUUUCAGCUUACGCAAAGUUAUUAGAAAACCAAAGUAAGUAAACGAACCACGAUAUCAAGAAGAACAUACCUUUCUGCAAUCCAGCUGAGUUGAUAUGACUUGGAAACAGGCUUUAUGUGAAGAAUAUCGCAACUGAUCACUGUCUCUCGAAGAUAACAAGGUAUAAAUCGUAAUAGAACAGCUGAAUAGAAAGACAGGCUUUCUAUUAUCCGAAAAUAACAAAACUACUCGUUUUGCAACGCUGUAUCGCUUGUGAAGUCCGCGUGAAUUUGAACUGUUCAACGAAAGUUUAUUUUACACUAUUCUAUUGGUUCAAAAGCCACACGUGACAAUGUAAAUCAAAUCGCGCAUGUGCCAAAGUCACAGGGAAGCCUGGGCAACAAACAUGGCGGCUGAUCUUGCGACGGAGUGCAUUCAGGACUACAUUCACCCGGACGAUGAAACUCUGCAAUCUACUAUUGAAAUGACUCCUGGGUUCAGACCUUUCACAUAUUGUGCAUUUUGUUCACCCAAAUUGUAAAUGGUAACGUUUUACGUCAGGGCCUCCUAUUCCGAGACUUCUUGUGAUAUUUUUUUUCCGAGCCACCGACACAAUAUCAGGAAACGCAUUCGACGCUAAACGAAAAAAAAGGGGGGAUGGCCUUACCCGAAAUAACCAGCUGCAGCAAGUAAUAUUAUAAACUUUGAGAAGAAUGUGAUGGUGAUUGAAACGGAAAAUGCAAUGGAAAAUCAAAACUUGCGUGAAAUAACACUAUGAAGUUUGGUAAAUGUGCAAACGUUGGUUAAAGUGGUCGUAAAGAUAGUUCUUUGAUCAUAUUUUGCUUAAAUUUACGCCUCUAGUAACCAUAAAUUUACACAUUAACUUUGCUAUGCCAGAAAAUAUCAAGCAAACAUUCAGUUUUGACGCUCGAUUUUUACACACAGAACAAAAUGGUGGCAAAUUUGAAUCUAAACACCAAAUUUACUAUGGGGAGCAAAAGUGAAACAAAAUAUCUGUAAACUUGAUAUUUACUCCACAUUUACGCCACCCUUGCAGAAAAGUAAACUUUCACUUUCGAACAAAAUUUGCACCAAGAACAAAUAAGUAGCAACAUUAGUACCCUAAAUUUACAAUAGAUUUGCUCAACUAGCAAACUUAGGCAAAUCCGUUUUUUCGUCCAGUGAUUUUUGAAAGUGUGUUUUUUUCAAUGGGUUGUUAUCUGUUCAAUAGCGAGGACAGCCUGAUUGGCUCACAAUUUUUUUAACUACAAGACUUAUUUUUACUUAGCUUUUUCCAGUAGUAACAGACGUACAUAUUUCUCAAAAAACAAAAUGCUAUUCCCUUUGUUAAUAACUCAAGCGGAUUAUGUUUUGUCUAAAUAAACAACAGUGUUAGUAAAUGCUUUGUUCCUAUGUAUUCAAUGUCUCCUAAUCAAGGGGGGAUUUAGGGGUGGCCGAGGGGGCCGCGGUCACCACUUUUUCUUUGAAAUAUAGAAUUUUUUUAUAGAAUUCUCAGCAAAAUAAAAAGGAGCUUUAGGUAGGCAACUGUCCCGGCCACCCCUUUCUGACUUUUCUGGAUCCGCCCCUGCUAAUGUGUGCAAUAACGUGCGAAGGAAAGUUUACAACGCCACUUAACAGUCUUGCUUCUUGAGUUUCGCAUUUAAGAGAAAUACUCCAGGAAAAAACUUUAUUUAGCAGUGAGGAUGGAAAUUGGUGAAGGCCGCCUGUCCCCGCAUUUUGUCUCAUGAAUGUGUCACCCUUGCUCUCCUAGAUAUCUUUUCAAAGGGGGUUACAAGAAAAGCCCUUUGAGUCUUUUUGUCGAGUUGAAAUUUAUAUUGCGGCCGAUUUAAGACGAAAUGCACACCAAACUCUAGGCACGCAUAAUUAUUCCAAGUUCUUUAGUGCAACUUGUGCGCUUUGACAUUUUGACUUUGUAACCUGCAAUAAUCCCGGACAAAAGAAGUUGGGAAGGUUUUGGAUAUAACAAAACAAUUACGGGCACAAACACUAUUAGUCUUGUACAGCAUUGAGCAUAGACUGCAAAAAAGUAGGAUUUGUUUUUCUCAAAAUCGGUUUAGCGUAGUUUUAGCUGUCCUCCCCACUCUCGCCCUCCGUGUUCAGCCUGGCUCUAGACCUUUUUUUGACUGCUCGCGCGGCGUCCUUGAAUACGCAAAAAUAACGUGACUGUUUUGCAGUCUAAAUUGGGGAAGGGGCAGAGGAAAUAAGGGGAAAAGAGUUAAAAAAUAGUAUCCUCCCUACACACUUUUGACGAUUGUCCCACUUAGGGUUUCAGUUGCACCCAACAUUCCCUUUUAAGCUCGCUAUCAAAUAAAUGCAACUUUACAUGCCUUGAAACUGAAGUGGGAAGGUGUUCUUUGUUUAUUAUGAUCGAAAAUUUGUAAGACAAGCGAUGAAGCAAAUGAACCAAUUGGAGUCAGGGAAUUAACGACCGAAACUAUUUCAUGAUUGCAGGUUUUAUUGCAAUAAUUGUUCUAAUUGAAGCUCCUAUUUCUGACUUUGUUUUGACUCCUGUUUUCACUCGUCCCCAGUCGUCUUUGCAUGACACGCGGCGGGAGCAGGGGGUGAUCACACCCCUUGCGCCACUAAGGAGAGACAGAGAGACAGAGACGACCGGGGACGGGGCAGCAUCCGCUUAAUUUUUAACAACAACAACAACAUCAACAGCGACGACAGUUUAUCCAAUUUGAAAAUAAUAUAUGACCGUGUUACCCACAAUUAGCGAAGCUAUUCCAGGUGGGUAACACUGAUAAAACAAAUAGUCGCCUUGAGUAAAUACAAAGUUCGAAAAAAAAAAAAAAGUGCGUAAAGCAAAUUGUAGCGGCGACUUGAGGGUCCCUCCUGUUGAAAGUUGAUCGACCAAAAUCGGUACACCUUUCGUGGACACGCCUUUCUCCUCCUCUAAAAGAGUUUCUUCUUGAUCUCACAGGACACGUACACACCACUGACAUCUUAACACUAAAACGCCCCUUAAGCUGACAGGAGCGAGGAGAGAAGGCUGUGUUCGCAGGUUAGAGAAACCAGACGAAGUGCCAUAAGUCUAGUUCAGAUGACAAAAAAAACAGUCUUCGUUUCCUUGGUCAGUACUGUAUCAGUCGGCGCGAAAUCACACCCAGUCUAUUUGGCGAUAAUCCAUUCAAUUAAUUAUACAUGCACAAAGUUGACUACGCACGGCAAGAACUUGUUUGACAGCUCAAAACGAUAUGUCGCUACAAGGACGGCCUCAUUCCAACUGCAGAAAUGGAACACUUAGUAGUAGUUUGAAUCAUUCAAACCGUAGCCGUUUAACUACCGAAUUGAAAAACAAAAUCACGGGUUAGUCGAUGUAGUCGACGUAACUCUUUGUACGGUUUGUGCGAAUUAGAAGUUCUGAUAACGUAUUCAAAACAUAUCAUCAACUUCUUUUUCAUAUACAUCGAGGUUUUUUGUCGAGGGUGAGCCCGUUUAAAUAGGUGAUUAAGGACGUCAAUUUGACUGAGCCAUUACUAUUUUUAGGUUCUCCGCCUUGGUAUGUUCAUGAACCUGCUAUACUCGCUUAUUUUCUUUAAGCUUUAUUUUUUUCACAACGUCUUUUCAGCUAAUUAGCUUCACUGCUUAACAAUUAACUGCUUUUUUUAAAAGAAUUUAAGUGAACUUGAGGUGGGCCAACUAAGACCAACUAAACAAAAGAAGCUCUUCCCCUCCCCUUCUAACCUUUUAUAAAGGUUAUCUCUUUGCCCUUACUCACCCCUUCCCCCUGUUCCUAGGCUACCUACCCAUCUGUUGACAUUUUGCAAAAAGUAGAAGCGCGCCUGCGAAUACAGUCGUCUAUCCUCGCUCCUCUCCAUGGUCUUGGACGUUUGCCUGGCCGCGAAGAGCGAGGAAAAUGAGAGAGCUGUAUCGGCAGUCUAGACAAGUAGCUGGUAAACAGUAAAUACUUGCCUUAUGCCGGUUUGGAUAAUGAUCAAAAGAGGUUUUAAGGUAGUCACUUAUAUCCUUACAGUCGCUUUGUUUUAUAGCUGGAAAUUUCUUCUCAACAGUGCGCGGUCUCAUUGAUUGCUUCGAGGUCACAUGAAACUGUUUCCCGCCAAAAUCUCUGAGCGAGGGAACAAUGCAAAAAAAUCAAGACGUCAGAGAGUAACAAUUUCCAGCUAUAUUUGUUUCCUCGGUGACCACUCAUUAAGUGUUUAUUAUUGUUGUGAUAGUUGCUGAUUGAGACACAAAACCUCAACUGACAACCUCGUUGACUGCUACCCGGGAAGCGGGCAGUUCACCAAAAUUUAGGGUGCGGGAUGUGGGAUUUUUCCCUCUCUGUCGGGAACGGGAAAUCAUGACGACUCAAAUACGCGUUCUCGGCGGCAAAUGCGACUCAACAAGGCGAGCGUUCAGUUGUGUCUCCUAUCAACUGAGUAAAAUAUAUAUAGUGAUCUGAUUAAUGAUUGUCUAACUGAAAUAUUCAAGAAGUAAACAGACGAGCUGAGCUGACAGAAGAACCACUAUUUCAACCAGAUGCCAAGAAAGGGAGCUAAAGGACGCGUGGCGCAAUAGCAGUCUAGUUAAUGAAAGUUUUCUUCUAUUCUGAAAAAACGCCUGAUCGUAGGUUACCUUAAGUACAUUAAUUCAUAGUUUGGUGUCGUUCUUUCUUACAGUCACAGCCAAGUCUGCUAGCGCCAGAAAAGCCUAUUCCAGAGGUCCUCCGCUCUUUUUAUCCCGCUACACAACGAUUACAAAGAGCUGUAGAGAUUCCAGAGGCAGUUUAAAAAACUUCAGGGAGUUAAGGUGAUGUUACACGAUGACGAUCAGCGCAACGACGAUUUUUAGCGCAAUGCAGCAUUACAACAUUUCUGCGGCAUUGUUUAGACAUUCCAAUGCUGUGUUGCGCGAAAAAUUGUCCUUACGAAUCUUCUCGUGUGGCGUGUGGCAUUACCUUUAGAGCAAAUCACAAAGAGUAAAGGCCUAAGAGACUUUUCUUUAUGAGAACGCAAGUUGUGUGUCAAUAUGAGUUUGACACACUUAUCCAGGUCGUCAAGGGAAGCCGUUUAUUCUAACAAUUCGCAGGUAUUCGAUAGUAACUUCUAGUCAGCAAAGAAGGAUCACUAAUGGUCUCUGAUAAAAGAAAUCAUAAAGUUCAUGUAUUGGAACUGAGUGGAAAGUUUGUUACAAAGUUUGGAAGUAAAGGCCUAGCUAGUGUGGAGACUUUAGGAAUCUAGACUACGAGUAGUCCCCCAUUUUUCCUCGGGGAUAGUAGAGCGGGCGAAACGCGAGCGCGCGUGAAAAUCACCCCCCGCGAGAAAAGGCGAUACGCGGCGGGGAGAGAGAAAAAUGGUCGCCUUUUCUCGCGUGGGGUGAUUUUCACGCGCGCUCGCGUUUCCCUUGCUCUAUUAUCCCUGAGGAAAAAUGGAGGACUACUCGUAGUCUAUUAGGAAUCCAGUGUCCACAGCAAAUAUAGUUGUAUCGUGUGAUAUGAAUAACAGCCGAAUCCAGCUGUUUGAUGAUCUGGAUUAUGAAUGAUACGAUUUUAACUUUGUUGCAAUUAACUUGAGAAUUUGAACUACUAUACAUUGACCAUGAGAUCUAGGUUUUAUUUUUGUUAAAGUAAACAAUUUUGGGUGAUGAUUUGGUUAAUAAAUCUUACCAUGAUAUCGAAAUUGGUAUAGUACUGGCAUGUGCGAUGUGAAGGCCGGAAGGAAGGGCCAAUGAAACACUUCCCCUCUCCUUCUCUUCUACUCCAUUUUCAGGCUAUUUUAUCGCCCUAACCACCCUACCCAUCCAAAACAAGAACCGUGUUCAUAGGCUGCCAACCCAUCUCAUGACAUUCAAGAAAAGCGAGUAAACAGUAACCUCUUGCAUCGAUGGAUGAGGAUAGAGAUCGCACGAGGUUUUUAGGUUAUCACGUACAUCCUGGUAUAAGUUACUGACUACUCAGUUAAAGUUGUUGUCCUAGUGUAAUUUAAACCCAGUCCCAACUGUUCGUGGUAACUCCCUACAAAGGCGUCAAACACUUUUUAAAAAGAAGUGAACAGUCACUCACGAAAACUCGCGACAUGGUUCGAAAUAUUGCCACUUUAAUUUCUGACACGUGAUUCUUCUUCUUUCUUUGUUAGAAACUUCAGGGCGUUAAGGUGAUGUUCCACGACGAGGAUCAAUGCAACGAUGAUUUUUAGCGCAAAGCAGCAUUACAACAUUGCUAGCGCUGGGACAUUGUUUCGAAUGGUUACAACAUUGUUUUAUUAACAUUCCAAAGCUGUGUUGCGCGAAAAAUCGUCCUUGCGAAUCGUCUCGUGUCAGACAUUACCUUUAGAGGAAAUCACAAAGAGUAAAGGUCUAAGGGACUUUUCUCAAUGAGAACGCAAGUUGUGUGUCAAUAUGAGUUUGAUACACUUAUCCAGAGGUCAUCCAGGGAAGCUGUGGAUGCUAAUUCGCAGGCAUUCGAUGGUAACUACUAGAUGUCCGUAGGCGCAUGAGCUGGACGACCUAUCACGGUUAAAUGGUGCUCUUUCGUCGUACUCAGAUAUAAAAAGCUAUUUGUUUUAUGGAAUAGCCUUGGCAUCGUAAGGACCAAUCUAAAUCUUACAUUUGUUAGCUUUUGUAGCAAAAUCAGUCUUUGUUAACGUACGUCUCCAGUUUGGAAACAAAAAACAGGAUGAAACGUAAAGAAGUGCAGGAUGCGGGAUUAACGUAAAAAAGUAGCGGGAAUGAUUAAGGAAUCAAGAUCCCCUUCCAGUCCCUGUAAAAUGGUCACUCUGGAAACACUAGUUGAAUCACGAAACUUACUCUCGGUUUGAAACUACCAAUGAAAGCUAGCAUGUCGGUCCACUUUUUUUAUCAUAUGACUCAUUUAGUAUCCGAGUGAUUUGGACGAUUAGCGUGCGCGAGAUCAUUCCCCACUCCCACCCUCUUGCAGUAUCGGCCGGCGUUUUUGAGCGAUGUUCGUCAACCGGAAGUGAGAACUUUUCCCUUUCAAUUGCCUUCACUUGCCGUUACCAAUUUUGUACUACUUAUAGUGUCUUUACUCUUUUUUAGAGGCGAUUUGCUCGAAAAUGUUCAGCAAAACCACAGCCCAAACAUGGAAAAAAAAAGUCCACUUACGAUUGACGUGCGUCCCUCUAAAACAUCUUUACUUAUUAUUUUCUCUAUUUUCAAACGUUACGUUCGCUCGACGAGCUCUGUAGGGAAAAAAGGAUAUUUCAGUGUAAAGAGGCUAUAUCACAGCACAGAUCAGGAGUUCAAGCAAAAACUAAUAAAAUGAUGAUCUAUCAUUGGUGUUUUACAGUAUAUGGCCAUUAUUUUAAAUUAUCUUUUUUCCUCGAAUAAUAGUCGGGGCAAUUAUUUCUUUUUUCUCACGAAAAGAGGGCAGUUAAUCCAGGGAAGGCGAUUAUUUGAGGGAGGUAAUUAUUUCAAAUAUUGCUCUCUGGAAGUCGUGGCCUAAAUAUUUUGUUUUAUGUUCCCAUUAAAUCAAAAAAUCAUCACAUUAAUAAACUGAACAUGGGCUUUUUAAGUGUUCCAAAUUUAGUUUGUUGACUAAUUUCCAGAGCUUGAAUCGUCACUGAUCAGUUUUACUGAAUCUCAUUGCACUUCAACUUGACAAGGAGGGGAUAAAAGGAAGAGAAGGGGAAGAUGGCGAUAGGGACGGGGGAACGGAUUCGAGGGAGGCGAUUAUUAGAGGAAAUAAGGUAGCUGUAUAACUGAUGCGCUCAAUGAGUAGCUAAGAAUUUCACGAUCAGGCGCGAGCGGAUCCACACCGGCUUCUACCGUUUUAUGAAAAUCGGUCAGAUUUUUUCAUAACCAAAUAAUCUUUUAAUAAAAACAUCUUUCCAAGUUCAAAUCUAGCUAAUAUCCUGUCUGAAUGACUCGUGCAGAAACCCAAGAAAGAGGACUUCAGAAAGUUAAAAUCCAAAAGGAUUUCCCUUUUCAUUUGGUGCAAGCUCCGGAUUCAUCUGGAAGCUAGGAAAACGAUCAGUAUUUAUGUAUCCGAGCUUGCACGAGUACAGUUUAUCUAUUUCAGUGAUGUAAAAUAUUAUUUGACAAGUUUAAUAAAAUAUUUUUAAAAUAGUCCAUGCUUUGAAAACAAGCCAAUUAGAGGUAAAGGAUAUUUUUUACUUUUGAAAAUACGUCAGAACAUCAAAACACGUCAAGACACCUUAUUUGAUUGGCUAAUAAAAUAAAGGUUAGUCUCGGCCAAUAGUUUAGAAAGAAAAGGCUUUCAUUAUUCUUAGUUCCGCAUGGCCGCCUCCUCGAUCAUCGACAACCACACCUACUGUAUAUUUCAAAACUUUCAUGUUUGUUCUCGACCUUUUCCAUGGAUAUAAAGAUCCUUCUUGGCAAUCUUCAUGAUGAAGUAUCCUGUUCUGUGUGUAUGUGUACAUUCACUGAUCCAAAGCAGCUGCCUUGUUUGCACAGUUUCUGUCUUCACUGCCUGAAUGGAAUUCAACGAACGAGCGGCGUCCAUCGCAAAAUUACAUGCCCCGAGUGCAGGAGACAGUUUCACAUCGCUGGAAGUGGAAAUCCCAGCGAGCUUCCAACCAAUUUUCGUAUAAACAGUUUGCUAGAUGUCUUGGCUAUAAAGGAGUGCAGUACAGCAAAUGUGAAAUGCGGAAACUGCAACAAACGGAGCGCCCAGACCUUAUAUUGCUUCCAGUGUUGUUCUUUCUGGUGCGAGGAAUGUAUUUUAGCACAUAACAUUAUACGCAUCAAUAAAAAACACAGAACGCUGGCCCUGAAAGAUUUUCAAGAUCAGGACAUCGAAGCCGUGUUAAAGAGACCGGCAUUUUGUAAAGAGAAACGACAUGAAAACAAAGAGUUGGAGCUCUUUUGCAAGGACUGUAAAGUCGCCAUCUGUAACACUUGUGCUGUAACACUCCAUGAAGGUCAUGGUAAGAUGCUUUUGGAAGAAGCUACAGACGCGCGCAAGACUCAGAUCAACUCCAUGACUCAAUCCUUAAUAGAAAAAGCACAGGAAAAACGCAAAGAACUCGAGCAAUUGAACCAAAAGAGCACGGACAUUACACUCCAAGUUGCCGACUUUAAAAGCCAAGUGCAGACGAAUGUGGAUCAAGUUAUUGCAAUCAUCGAAGCGAGGAAACACGAUGUUUUUGAUGCAGUCGAUAAUCAAGCGAAGAAAUCACUGGAAUCUCUCUCACAGAAAAAAGACCAAGUUGAAAAUCAUGUGAAAUUAAUUGAAUCGGCAAUUGAACAAACUAAAGCUCUUGUGAAACGAAGCUUUAGUACUGAAAUCCUUGGAUUCAGUGAAACAUUUGAUACAAUCCUGAAGGAACAGGGCACCCAACAAAACCGUGACACUGAAUGUAUUCCUCGGUUUAGUUUCACUAAAAAUGAAAAACUGAUUAACGUGUUGAACAGUGAAGGGAUAGGUAAUGUAAAAACUGUUUCUAGCGAAAAGAAAGUGCAGCAAUCAGGAACUAAAGGUAAAGAAAGUAGUAAAGUAAAUGCUGGGAAUAAAGUGGCAAAUGUUCGUGACAGUCCUCUUGAGACUCUGGUACAAACCAGGUGCCUCAGAUCUGUGCUGUCAUUUGGACAAAAAGGUAAGUCUGUUGGAAUGCUUCACGGGCCCUGUGGUUUGGCAGUGAAUGGUCAUGAUGAAAUUGCUGUGACUGAGUACUCGAACCACAGGGUUUCAGUGUUUAGUAGUGACGGUGCCCACUUAAGAUCGUUUGGUAGGGAGGGUAACAAUAAUGCUGAGUUCAAGUUCCCUAGAGGGAUCGCUUUUGAUCGUCAUGGUAAUAUUGUAGUGACAGACAGCGCUAACAACAGGGUGCAAAUCUUUGAUAGGAACGGUAACUUUCUUUGUAAGUUUGGUGAACAAGGAAGUCUUGAUCAUCAGCUUCAAUACCCUGAAGGUUUAUCAAUAAACGGUAACGGUGAUAUUAUUGUUACUGAUCCGGGUAACAAAUUAAUCAAGAUAUUCUCUUCUAGUGGGGAGUAUUUACGUAAAUUUGGUGGAGCAGGUUCUUUGGUCAAGCCCUAUCACUGUAUCCAACAUGGUCAAUAUUUUAUAGUCUCAGAUUGCGGUGACCAUUCCAUUAAAAUGUUUAACCUGGAAGGAAAGUUUAUUUCUAAAUUUGGAAAACAGGGAAACAAAGAUGGAGAGUUCGAUUGGCCCCGUUACUUGUCAGUUAACAAAGAAGGAUUACUAAUGGUUUGUGAUGGGGGGAAUCAAAGAGUUCAAGUGUUUGAACUGAUCAUGAGUGGAAAGUUUGUUACAAACUUUGGAAGUGAAGGUAGUGAGAGUGGAGAAGUGAAGUGUCCAGUGUCUACAGCAAUUCUUAGUGAUGGAAGAAUAGUUGUGUGUGAAAUGUUUAACAACCAAAUCAAGGUAUUUGAGCAUUAAUAAAAUAAUCUCGCCUGCGAAUACAACCGGCUCUCCUCGCUCCUCGUCGUUAGGGACCUUUCGUGGGAAACGUCUCUGCCGCGAAACUUUCUAAUAGUGGCGAGGAGCGAAAUAAUCCUACCUUUUAUGUAAAACUUGAGAUUCACCAGUUCACCAUCAUAUAUUGAUCAUUAGAUCCACAGUUCAUAUUUCUGGAGAAAAUCAAUUUUGUGCGAUUAUUUUGUUUAGACGUUUUGAUGCUUGUCGAAAUUGAUGUAUUAUGUUCUACUUGUAAGUAUAUUUUGCCCAUAAAUGAUAUAGAUUUCCACUGUCGCGUAAAAGUUAAAUUUGAAGCGCGUAAAUGCAAUACUUGGAAAGAAAAACUGCAAUAUAUUGAUUAGAUCCACAGUUUAUUUUGGUGAAAAAAAAAGCAAUUAAUUGAGAUACUUUUCUCUUACAUUGUAAGCUCACAUUAUUACUAAUUUGCAAAUACUUUGCUUCAUAUCUAGAAAUGUAUUAUACUGUUCAAUAUUUACCGACCGCAUUUUUGAAAGUGUUAUUUUUUAGUGUGUUUUAACCUGUUCAAUAGCGAGCACAGCCUGAAUGGUUCACAUUUUGUAACUAAACGGCAUGUUUUUACUUAGCUUUUUUCAAUAGUAACAGACGUACACAUUCCUUAAAAAGCAAAAUACUAUUCCCUGUCAAUCUGACUCAAGUCAAGCUGAUUACUUUUUGCCUAAAUAAACAACAGUGUAAACUAAAUGCGUUGUUGCUUUAUUUUAUGGCUCAUAACUGAGUCAAGGGCGAAUUUACGGGUUGGGGAGGGGGGAGGCCGCUGUCACCCCUUUUUCUUUGAAAUUUUAUUUCAUUUUUAUAGAAAAUCAGAAAAAUAAAAAGUAUCUAUAUAGCUGACAAGUGUCCCGGCCACUCGUGUCUGAAUUUUAUGGAUCCGCCCCUAGAAGCAGCAAAGUCGACAAUGCCACUUAAUAGCUUUGCUUCCUGUGUCUCGCUUAAGAGAAAAACUAAACAAAGAUAGCAGUGGCGUUGGAAAUUGCUGAAGGUCACCUCUCCCGGUAUUUUGUCUCAUGACUGCGCUACCCUUGCUCUCCUAGAUACCUUUCCAAAGGCGGCGACAUUAAGCAAACCCUUUUGAGGCUUUUCGUCGAGUUGAAAUUUAUAUUGCGGCCGAUUUAAGAAGAAGUCCACACCAAACUUCAGAUGAUAAUUAUUCCAAGUCGCUUAGUGCGGAUGUACGCUUUAUCUUUUUCACUUGGUAACCUGGCUGGAGAUAUAACAAAACAAUUACGCGCACAAAUACUUCAGUUUUGUUCAGCAUUGCGCGUAGACCGGCAAACAAGUUGGGUUUGUUUUUCUCGAAAUCGGUUUAGCAUAGUUUUAGCGUUUCUCGCCAGUCUCGCCCUCCGUGUUCAGCCUGGCUCUAGACCUUUUUUUUUUUACUGUUCCCGCGGCGUACUUGAAUACGCAAAAAUAACGUGACUGUUUUGCAGUCUUAAUUGGGGAAGGGUCAGAGGAAAUAAAGGAAAAAGAGGUAAAAAAUAGUAUCCUCCCUACACACUUUUGACGAUUGUUCCACUGAGGGUUUCAGUUGCACCCAACAUUCCUUUUUAAGCUCGCUAUCAAAUAAAUGCAGUUUACAUGCGUUGAAACUGAAUUGGGAAGGUAUUCGAUUCUUUGUUUAUUAUGAUCGAAAAUUUGUAAGACAAGCGAUGAAGCAAAUGAACCAAUUAGAGUCAGGGAAUUAACCGUAACCAUUUGAUGAUUGCAGGUUUUAUUGUAAUAAUGUUAGGGGUGACGAAUUGUCUUUGCGAGCAUUCGCGAGCAUGCCGAGCACUGCGAUUUUUUGCGCAGGAAAAAAAAAUUUGCUUUGCGAGCAACGAGCAGUUUAGAGAGUACAACUCGCGAGUAGCGAGCACUUCUUAUAUUUUCCGCUUGCAGCAAUCCAUACGGAAAUCCUUUUCUUUAAAAUAAAACAGAAAAUAUUUUAAAACGGGGUUUUAAUUUAGAGCGCACCAAGUUCUUUGAAGCUAGUUUGAGUGACACCUUAUCAAGAUCUAACCAAUUACAGUCGCGUUUGAUGCCAAAUGACGUCACAUUUACGCCCCCUUUACUUCAUCAUGCUCGUGUUCGUACGGAUCAGAAAGCAAAGGUCGCAAGAAGAACAACCAUAUAGAACAACCAUAUAUAACCUGACCUUAUAUAGCUAGAUUAGCUAAUUUAUUAUUUAUCGUUGUCAUUUAUCGCGUGCAUUUCCACUGAACUUGAUAGCCAUAUUUAUAGGAAUUAAGCAUCAUACAGAAUUACAUUUACUUUAACCCAAAGAAGGAUUUACAAAAUUUCGAGCAAUACUGACAAGAAAGCGAGCUUGCGAGCAACUGCAAAAAUUUUGGGAGCACGAGCAAGCGAGCACUCGUUUAAAUUUUGCGAGCAAAUCGAGCAAAGGUAAAAUUUUGCGAGCAGUUAAAAAUUUUAAUGGACCAUUCAUCACCCUAAUGUUCUAAUUGAAGCUGCUGCUUUGUUGUAAUAAGAAAACAGGAGUUAAACUGAUAUAUUACGUCAAGAGCGUAAAAAAGUAUGAGCCAAGGCGUCUUCCAUCGAAUCCCUUCCCCUAGCUGUCUACAAGUUCGUCCAUGAGGUAAGACUUGCCCUCACUUAUAAUGUCGUUUCUCAUAGGCUUGAUUUUUAACAACAAAAACAUCAACAUCGACAACGGUUCAUUCAAGUUGAAAAUAAUUUAUGACCGUGUUACACACUAUUACAACUGUUAACAACAACUGUUAACUUCGUCCUCAGAACUGUUGGUCAUUUCACACCUUAAAAACAGGUAAUGAAUCACCAUCGUGACGGUUAUGAAUUCAUCACCUAAAAACAGGGUGUGGAAGGGUAUUUUCAGGAUCCGGAAUUUGACCAAAAUACGGUGCAAGAUUAAAGAAAAUGCAAAAUAUCUUGGCGAAAAGCGGGAUUUGACUGCUACCCGGGAAGCGGGAUUCACCAGAAUUUAGGGCGCGGGAUGUGGGAUUUUAUUCCCUCUCUGUCGACAAGGGGAAGUCAUGACUACUCAAAUACGCGAUCUAGCUUCCCAUCUCCUUCUCUUCUACUCAAUUUUCAGGCUAUUUUAUCGCCCUAACCACCCUAACCUUCCAAAAAAAGAACCGUGUUCAUAAGCUGCUUAUGACAUUCAAGAAAAGGUAGUAAACAUUAACCUCCGUGCAUCAUGGAUGAGGAUAGAGAUCGUACUACUUAGCUUAAAAGUUAUCACGUACAUCCCGGUAUAAUUUACUGACUACCCAGUUAAAGUAGUUGUCCUAGUGUAAUUUAAACCGAGUCCCAACUGUCCGUGGUAACGCCCUACAAAGCCGUCAAAAACUUUAUAAAAAGAAGUGAACAGUCACUCACGAAAACUCGCGACAUGGUUUGAAAUAUUGCCACUUUAAUUCCUGACACGUGAUUCUUCUUCUCUCUUUGUUCAUCUACGUGAUAAAGACGUGAUAAACCGUCGUUCAUAAAAAGCCAUUCAUAUAAUUCAUUUCGCUCUUUUAAUAGGCAGAAUAUAAUAAAUCGAUUCUCGUGCGACAUCUUGCUAUUGUUGCUAAAUGCAUAUGAAUUAUAACUUAGUCAGUUUGAGUAGGCUAACUUAAUUUGCCUACUCUGGAUCUCGAUCUGAUAGUAAGCUUGGGCUACCUGUGGCUUUAUAAAUAUUUCAAAAAGUUUAUGCUUUGUAAACAGAUUAUCAGUUCUCAGAAAUAAUGAUUUUUUUUGGAUUCUUCAUGUCGUCAAAACUCAAAACACGUCAAGGCACUAUUUGAUUGAUAGCCAAAAUAAAGUUUAGUCUGGGCCAAAAGACAAGACCCCUUUGGCGGUUUCUGAGAACACCAAGCGACUGCACCUCGGAGUAUUUCCAGACUUAAUUUGUGUCCCACUUUUUCCAUGGAUUUAAAGACCUUGCUGGACAACCUUUAUGAUGAAGUAUCCUGUUCUGUGUGCAUGUUCCCAUUCUGGAGUAUGUAAUUUGAACAGUAUCAGGGAUGACUUGGCCGAAGGUUGAUUAAUGUAUUUCCUCGAGACACAGGGAUUAACUACCACGCGUGCACAAUCUUGGACAAAAUAGACGAAAAAAUUAAUGCGCCCACCCUCCUGUAAAAUAAUGGAUGAGGAUUGGGGGUAGAAUGGCGCUUUCCGGCUUUCGCGUGGCUUUUCUGCUCCUGAUCUUUGAGCCAACGGGGACUUGAUUUCCCAGUUUAUUCUGUCCAAGGAUUGAACACGUGUCGGUAACGUGUUAAGGGUACACAAAUAUUCCAACAAUUUCAGUAGUCUAUGCUUUAGUCUGCCUAGCAAACGUUUCCAAAUGAAUUAGAGAGAGAGAGAGCUCUUUCAUUCCUCUUUUCUGCUCUCGCUCAGACUUUCUUGCCGACCUUGCGCGGAAACUAUUGCCGCAGGCAGGUUAUCCAUGCUUCAAAGAACUGAUUAAAAAUUCUCGGAAAUACAGGAUGUUUUUUAAUCUUCCGUCAAACCAUCAAAACAUGUCAAGAAACGCUAUUUGAUUGGUUAAUGAUACAGAGUUAAUUAAGUCUGGAUGACAAGACAAAACUUCAUUGUUCCUUUUCAAAGCCAUUCCCUAAAUCGUCAACAACUAGGCCGAAAUUUUUGAAAAGUAACCCUGUUUCCGACCUUUCCAUGGAUGUAAAGACCUUGCUGGACAAUCUUCAUGAUGAAGUAUCCUGUUCAGUGUGCAAGUGCGCAUUCACUGAUCCUAAACAGUUGCCUUGUUUGCACAGUUUCUGUCUUCAUUGCCUGAACGGAAUUCAACGAACGAGCGGCGUCCAUGGCAAAAUUACAUGCCCCGAGUGCAGGAGACAGUUUCAAAUCCCUGGAAGUGGAAAUCCUAGCGAACUUCCCACCAAUUUUCGUAUUAACAGUUUGCUAGAUGUCUUGGCAAUAAAAGAAUGCAGCACAGCUAACGUGAAAUGUGCAAACUGCGACAAGCGGAGCGCCCAGACCUUAUAUUGCUUCCAGUGUUGUUCUUUCUGGUGCGAGGAAUGUAUCUUAGGACAUAACAUGAUACGCAUCAAUAAAGAACACAGAACGCUGGCACUGAAAGAUUUUCAAGAUCAAGACAUCGAGGCCGUGUUAAAGAGACCGGCAUUUUGUCAGAAGAAACGACAUGAAAAAGAAGAGUUGAAAUUCUUUUGCAAGGACUGUGAGGUCGCCAUUUGCAACACUUGUGCUGUAACACUCCAUGAAGGUCACGGAAAGAUGCGUUUGGAAGAAGCUGCAGAAGAGUGCAAGACUCAGAUCAACUCUAUGACUCAAUCUUUAAAAGAAAAAGCACAAGAAAAACGAAAAGAACUCGAGCAAUUGAACCAAAAGAGCGAGGAGAUUAAACUGCAAGCAGCCUACUUAAAAAGCCAAGUGCAGACGAAUGUAGAUCAGGUUAUUGCAAUCAUCGAAGCGUGGAAACAGGAUGUUUUUAAUGCAGUCGAUUUUCAAGCGAAGAAUAUCACCGGAAUCUCUCUCACAGAAAAAAGACCAAGUUGA
Molecule: messenger RNA, 24661 nt
Organism: Porites lobata
Lineage: Eukaryota; Metazoa; Cnidaria; Anthozoa; Scleractinia; Poritidae
Source: the annotation of a GenBank genome assembly